Molecule: messenger RNA, 3288 nt
Organism: Aspergillus affinis
Lineage: Eukaryota; Fungi; Ascomycota; Eurotiomycetes; Eurotiales; Aspergillaceae
Gene: ptpA
Product: putative protein tyrosine phosphatase (Pyp1)
Exons: 4
Coding region: 1-3288 (1095 amino acids)
Biological process (GO): protein dephosphorylation
Molecular function (GO): protein binding; protein tyrosine phosphatase activity
Source: RefSeq, a predicted model, not a curated record
AUGUCUGCUAUGACGGGUCCAAGAUCACCCUCCUCCCCCUGGCCUUCGGAGUCCACAAACCUGCAGCUUGCAGGCCAUUCAACUACAGCGCCUUACUCGUUUCACACGUCUUCGCGCAGUCCUGGAACUCGCCCCCAUUAUGCAGGAGCCGAUUGCACCGGCUCCGGUUAUUUCUCUAUCAGCGUGGACAAUUCUGCCAACGCCAGAUGCGGUCCGCCAUCCUUCUCUCAAGCAACUGCUCCCGGUCCGGGGUCGCUUUUGGGCAACAAAAUGCUGGAUGGUAUGAGCCCUCGGAAGACUCCGAUUGAGUCUGAAGAAAACAAAGGACUAUCUAUGCAUAAGAGUCCUCUCAAUCCUGCCACCUCUCUGGAGCCCAAGUUCGGAAAUUGUCACGCCAUCUCAGUUGAUCGCUGUGCGGAGCUGCUUGGUUCAUGUCAGCAUGACGUCAUGCUCCUAGACGUGCGGCCGUAUGCACACUUCGCCAAAAGAAAUAUCAAAGGUUCAUUAAAUCUUUGCAUCCCAACAACCCUUCUUAAACGCCUUUCAUUUGAUACACAGAAGUUGGAAAACACGUUUUCGGAUGAAUCUGACCGACGGAAUUUUGCCAAAUGGAGACACUGUCGAUACAUUGCCGUGUAUGAUGCAGCCACAUCUGACAUAAAAGACUCCGUGCCUCUGGCGAACGUACUGAAAAAAUUUACCGCCGAAGGAUGGAAUGGCGAAGGACUGAUAUUGCUUGGUGGCUUCAAUGCUUUCUCCGACCGUUUUCCUGGGUUCAUACAACAACAAUCGCCACUCCCUAAAAAGCCAACGUCGAUGCAUCUUAAUCUUCCGUCUGGUGCUCCAAUCGCGGGUGGGUGUGCCUUGCCGGACGCCUUUCGCCCUGCAAUCCCGUUCUUUGGAAACAUUCGUCAGCACAUGGAUCUACUUGGCGGUGUUGGCCAAAUACCACUGCAGCUUCCGAAGGGGCUUACCGAGUCUAAACAGAAACUGCUCCCUGCCUGGCUUCGUAAAGUAGCCGAUCCGGCAGAUAAGGGAUUGGAUGUCUCUGAAAAAUUCUUAGAUCUCGAGAAAAGAGAGUUGGAGCGCAUGAAGCAAGCCUUGUCAUACAAUCAGUCUGCCGACGCAUCCAGGUUUAAAGUCGCGGGAAUCGAAAAGGGCACGAAAAACAGAUACAACGAUGUUUAUCCUUUUGACCAUACCCGAGUCAAACUACUGGAUAUACCUCCUGGUGGUUGUGACUAUGUGAAUGCAAAUUACAUGAAAGCGGAGUAUAGUGACAAAUGCUAUAUUGCCACGCAGGCUCCUGUGCCGGAUACAUUUAAUGACUUUUGGCGUGUGAUAUGGGAGCAAGACAUAAGACUCAUCGUUUCCUUGACUGCAGAGGUCGAAAGAGGCCAGGUCAAGUGCCAUCCCUACUGGGAAUCUGGGUCUUAUGGGCCUUUCCAGAUCCAUAAUUUUGCCCAGAAAUACAUCUACAUGGAUGAUCCCGGGUUAGAGCAGGUUGACAGACCAAAAAAAUCUGCCACGGACUCGAACGAAGGUUCCGAGAAUUCUUGCAUCAUUGUACGACAUUUCAGCCUAUCACAUACUGCGUUCCCAUUCCAGCCGCUUCGUGAGGUCACCCAGCUGCAAUACCCAUACUGGCCUGAUUUUGGCACUACCUCGCAGCCAACGCAUCUCCUGAAAUUGAUCGCACAAUGCGAUAAAGUCAGAAAUGAAACGGUCAAUCGAUCACGGCCAAUGGUGGCACAGCCUAUACUGGUGCACUGCAGUGCAGGAUGUGGUCGCACCGGUUCUUUCUGCACUGUCGAUAGUGUCUUGGGCAUGCUUAAACACCCCCUGGAGAGCACUGCACAACGAAAACAUGUCGCAAAAGAUGCCCCCGCCCAUGAAAAUUGGACACACAAUGAAAAUUUAGAUCUUAUAGCGAAAGCCGUUGCCGAUUUCCGUACCCAAAGGCCCAGCAUGUCCGAUUCUCUUGAUUUGCCUUUGCGAAAGACACCCCCAAGAGAUCCUCUGGUCAACACGGCCUCCUUGAUCGGUGCCAUGCUUCUGAAUCUCCCGACAGAACUGAUCGAACUUGUUCUUUACCACUCCAGCACGCCCACCUUUCUAGAGGCUGCGUUUUCCUGUCGCACUCUCUAUGAAAUUGCGUCAAACUGCCGAGAGGUGAUCCUGCAUCAUCUCCGCCACACCCCAGGCUUGAAUACUGCUACCCAAUCGCUCCAGUCGAAGCAGCUGUUUAGUGUGCUUGUGGGCCGUGCACACCAGCAGCUUUAUGGUGCCCAAUUCCGUGCACAUUGCACAAAAUUCCAGGCCGAUGCAACUACACUUGAUGCUCAGGCCUCAUCAUUUGCUCCCCAUGACCAAAUAGUCGUUCUUGCGCUCAAAGAUCAAGAAGGUGUCCACAUCUUCCAAGCUGAAAAUGGCGAUCUUCGACACAAGGCUCAAUUCAAGUUGUCUCUAGGCCAACCAGGCAAAACUCAAGUUCUCAGAACAGCCUUCGACGGCGAAGACGGCGUCUAUGUCCUUCACAAGUUUGAUCCUGCUGUGGCUGAAGAUGAUUUAGAGCCAGAUCAUCCAUUUGUCAAGCAAGCUCUGCAGUCAAGGGCCAGUGGCGGUCACAUCUACCUUACCCGCCAUUCGUAUCAAUCCCGUCAUGAUCCAGUCAGAGUAUGUGCAUUCCCGGAUCAAACGGAUUAUCGGCCUCUGGCUCUCUCUGUUGCCCACAGGGAUACUUUUGCGAUAUCCUGGCAGCAUGUCCGCGAACACGCUACCCAUCGUGCAGAGGAUUGGACCGUCGCUUGUUUGCUGAAGUCCGAAUCGGUCUGUCAGUCUCGCAACUGUGAGCAUGUUAUGAACUUAGAACGAGGCCGACGAUUUCCCGACUGGUCCAUAGUCGCACGACUCUGGGGCUUCCAAAGCUCGACUAACUCCCUCGGUUGCAUCGUGGCUGCCUCGAAAAGCGGCACCCGGAUUGCUGUGGCCAACUGGAAAGUCCUCUACGUCUGGGCCCUAGAGCCCACGGCGCUCAUACAACAGAAUGAAAAUGGAUUCUACCCGCCUUCGUCACAAUCUGGCGAAACGAUUGAGCUACGGCCCAUUGCACUUCCUCUGGACGCCGUGUGCUUUAAGCUGAAGUUUAUGCAUAACGAAGACGAACUAAUAGCUUUCACGGAUCGGGGAGUGAUGCAUUGGGAUCUUCGCCCAUCUGGAAGAGGUUUGCGGAUAAACAAACAACUUGAUAUCAAACAGAGCGUAUGCUUGGCUCGGGAUAUGGUGUGA